Molecule: messenger RNA, 772 nt
Organism: Benincasa hispida (wax gourd)
Lineage: Eukaryota; Viridiplantae; Streptophyta; Magnoliopsida; Cucurbitales; Cucurbitaceae
Product: transmembrane protein (DUF872)
Cellular component (GO): endomembrane system
Source: RefSeq, a predicted model, not a curated record
GCCGACGUGGAAGUUUUUGCCUUUCUUCUAACUCCACCUUUGCUCAGAGUCAAAAACAGGCGAAGAGCUUCUCUUUGCUUCCAAAAUCAAUUUUCCACCGUCGUCAUCGCCGCCGCUGCCUUCUUCGCCAAAUCUGAUACUCUUUUUCCACAGAUCGAAGCUCUAACACCUUCUUCUCCGGUAUUCAGAGAAAUAUGGCGUAUGUGGAUCACGCGUUUUCGAUAACAGACGAAGACAUUAUGAUGGAUUCUCCGUUCACCGUCAACAAUCGACCUCCGAUCAAGGAGAUCGCUCUUGCCGUUUCUCUUCUCGUUUUCGGCAUGAUUGGAAUCGUCGUUGGUGCCUUCAUGGCCAGUAAUCGAGUCGGUGGUGAUCGUGCUCACGGGGUGUUUUUCUCGUUGUUGGGAGCUCUCUUGUUUAUUCCAGGAUUCUAUUACACGAGGAUUGCCUACUAUGCAUAUAAGGGUUACAAGGGUUUCUCCUUUUCCAACAUACCCCCUGUCUAAAUGCUCAAACUUCCGACUAGUUGUACAGAUUUUCUUCCCCAGAUUUCUUCACUGUCUACGUUGGUUCUACCCUCACUUGUCUUUGACUACUAAUUGUACUGUAUCCGUUUACUAUGGUUGAAGAGUGAAGAAUCUAUCUGGAUUUGCAUUGUGCAUUGUGCAUUAUCAAGAUAGUUCUUCUGUUUUUACUUUUUAGUGGUCGGUGGCAUAACCGUUUUAAUGAAGGAAGGCCUAUUAUAUAUAUAUAUAUAGUAAAUUUUUUAUCA